GUUUAACCCAAUGAGAGAGCUUAUCUCUUUACUACAUUUCUCUAUAAAAAUGAUCAUCUCAACACAUUUCUCCUUCAAUCUCAAAUUUCACAAAAACCCUCUCAGAUUUUUUCUACAAGCUGAUCAAAACCCAGAAUCCAGUUUUCAUAAAAACAUCAUCUUUCUUUUAUUCUUCUUUACACGCUCUGUUUUUCAUCAAUGGCGUCAAGGAAGCUUUUUUUUGUCAAACCUAAAUAUAUCUAUCCAGAACCAAAACCAGAGAUGUCCGAUGAGAAUGUCUUUGAAUUCGACGAAUCUGAUAUUCAUAACUUAGGCGAUCAUCAAUUGCCGAAUUCAUUCGACGCGAAAAGAUCGAUAUCAAUCUCUCGGUUACGGAGAAAACCGACGAAAACCGGAGAUUCAGGUAACCGGGAGAUUACAAAGACCGGUUCGCUUCCGGUUAAUAUCCCCGAUUGGUCUAAGAUCUUGAAGAGUGAGUAUAGAGGUCAUGCGAUACCUGACGAUGACAGUGACGACGAUGACGAGGAUGAUGACGAUAGCAACGACGGUGGGAGACGGAUGAUUCCGCCGCACGAGUAUUUGGCAAGACGGAGAGGAUCGUCGUUCACGGUGCACGAAGGAAUCGGUGGGACGGCGAAAGGAAGAGAUCUAAGGCGAUUGAGGAACGCGAUUUGGGAGAAGAUUGGGUUUCAGGAUUAGUAAUAUAAUAAGUAUGUAAUUAAUUAUAACUCUCUAUAGGUAAACUUUUAAUUACUUAGAGAUCUUAAGUAAGGACUUGGUGUUUUUUUAUUGGAGGGGUUUAGAGGAUCGUUAUAGUUUCGGUCCGAAGGAGAAUUUUUCCGAUUUCCUUUUGGCGUUAUUUUUGUUUUUUGGAGUUUUUGAUCAUCGUCUAUUUUUCUUUUUCUUUUUUGGAUAUGAUCAAUAAUAUUUUAUAUUUUUGUGUGUUUCAAAUAUGUUGAAUUUUGGUUGUUGUGUGGUUACUUCAAUUUUUACAGAAAUCUACAGAGAAAUAGGCAGUGGCGGAACUAGAACUUGCAGCUCUAGGGGUCAAAAUGUAUAAAGGAAUGAUCAUAGGGGUCAAUUUAUGUAUUUCAUUGGUGUUAAUUUAAAAACUGUAGCAAAAAAA
Molecule: messenger RNA, 1126 nt
Organism: Arabidopsis thaliana (thale cress)
Lineage: Eukaryota; Viridiplantae; Streptophyta; Magnoliopsida; Brassicales; Brassicaceae
Product: senescence regulator (Protein of unknown function, DUF584)
Exons: 1
Coding region: 199-699 (166 amino acids)
Biological process (GO): leaf senescence
Source: RefSeq, marked reviewed